Molecule: messenger RNA, 519 nt
Organism: Penicillium canariense
Lineage: Eukaryota; Fungi; Ascomycota; Eurotiomycetes; Eurotiales; Aspergillaceae
Exons: 3
Coding region: 1-519 (172 amino acids)
Source: RefSeq, a predicted model, not a curated record
AUGAUCAAGAUUGUUGCUCUCGCGGCUUUGACUGCUGCCACUCUUGCGGUGGCGGACCCGACGGUCUAUCUCAUCCGCCACGGCGAGAAGCCCUCUUCCGGCAAUGGCCUGAAUGCUCAGGGCGAGGAGCGCGCGCAAUGUCUGCGCACUGUGUUUGGUGCCAGCUCGGGCUAUAACAUCGGUCAUAUCAUGGCUCAAACCCCGAAGAGCGAUGGCAGCCGACAGCGCCCGUAUGACACUGUGGAACCGCUAGCUGAGGACCUCGGCUUGACGGUUGACAUCUCCUGCGACCGGGAUGACCCGGAGUGCGUCGAGGACGUUGUCAAGGGCUACUCUGGUUCCGGCAAUAUCUUGAUUUGCUGGGAGCACGACGCUCUGACUGAUAUCGUCCAGCAGUUGGGCGAUGAUGAUGCGCCGACUUAUCCGGAUGACAGCUUCAACAUUAUCUGGACGGAUCCCUCGCCCUAUAACACUAUCACUUCGGAGACGAGCGAGAACUGCCCUGGUCUUGAUAACUAG